Molecule: messenger RNA, 973 nt
Organism: Westerdykella ornata
Lineage: Eukaryota; Fungi; Ascomycota; Dothideomycetes; Pleosporales; Sporormiaceae
Exons: 2
Coding region: 1-861 (286 amino acids)
Source: RefSeq, a predicted model, not a curated record
AUGCCUUCCGCCGUCCUCCGCUUUCCCAAGCUUGCUGUAGAAGAGCUGUCGAUAAUUCCCUCGUUCAAUGACACCAAGUCCUUCAGCCUUCAAUUUCUCGAGGACACUUUCGGCGGAAAGGACUGGUCCCCCGGCCUGAGAAUCAUGCCGCCGGGCACGGGCAUCUGCAUUCUACCCACCCGUAGCUACUACCUCCUGAACGCCGAUUUCGAGCCCUAUCUGCCCCGUGAACCCGGCCAUCAUGGUGCCAAGCUCACCGCCUUCUUCAACGAACACCCCGCAACCAUCUACGGCGAGGAAGCCAACAUCUCUCUGGACAACGUCCCACUCUUUGUAUGUAGCACCCCUUGGGCACAAGGCAACAACCGUCGCUACAUCUACUUUGGCAACUACUCCCAGACGCGUUGGUCGGAUAAGCUGGACUACGACCGUAUGCAAGAGUACGUUCCCCUGCAUGUCAAGGAGUUCUGGGCCGAGGAGUUGAGUGCUCAAGGAAAGGACGAGUGGGUCAGGAAGGCGCUUAUGAAGCACUUCUUCCCGAUGCCAGAGUACGAGGGGACGACUUUCUACGGGCAACCCGAAGGCAGUGGGGCAAAUGGCGAGGAAGAGAAGGUCAAGGAGAAGGUGUACAGGGACGUCAAGGAGCAUGUCAAGGUUCUGAAGGACUGGGAGAAGGAUGCCAUGCUCAAGACGAGACUGAUUAAGAAGGACUUCAUCAUGAAGGCUUUCGAGAGAGCCGAUGCCGAUGAGCCGCCUGCCCUUCGCCUCUGGUGGGAGUACCUGCAGUGCGUCAAGUACGACCGCAAGUUCUACGACCUUCUUGUUCAGCUGCAGAGCCGCAAACCCGAGUACCUCAAGUAGGCGUCCCUUUGCUUUACCGCGCUUCUGGACACCAUGAACACUCCUCUGUACGAGUCCCGCCACGAUGAGGUCGUGCCGGCAAGCUUUGCAGGCGCACCCACCUUUCUUUCUG